ACUGUAUCUCCAUACUGCUGCUACCUACUGUAUCUCCAUACUGCCGGUUGAGGAGACGGUUAGAGUCUACCGCGGUUCAUGUAGCUACAUCCUGCAUGAAAAAUAACACACACACACAAGAUCAUUUGCCAUAACAAUUAACAGAAAACGUGGGCAGUUUUAUAACAUACAUUUAUAAAGGAUUUCAAAGGAUGUCCAGUCGAGGUUGUGCGGGUCCGUCUGGGCUCCGGAGGAAGCGGGACACCGAGGAGCACCAGAAGGAGAGGAGACGGGCUCUGCAGGCCCGACACCGAGCCAACCUAGCCACUCUGUUCGAGACGCUCAAAACCGUCGUCUGUCCCACAUCCAACAAGAUGCCUGCUAAGUGGAAGAUCUUGGACCAUGCCAAAGGAUUUCUCAAAGAGCAGGAAGCCUACCUGAGCAGACUGAUGCUACUGAAAGGGAUAUUCCUCGGUAAUGAAGGCGGGCCGUGCAGCUUGGAUGAAGUAAGGGCAGAGUACCGGAGGCUGCAGUCACACAGCAGCUCCAUGCGCUCCAGAAGACCUGGUGGUCCCAGACGUCGUGGCGCAGCUGACAGAGAGGACCUGACUGAGACCAGUGAGGAAGACUCUGCGGAGGAGACUCUGGAUGACUCCGUCCCCUCUCAGACCUCCAUCAGCUCUCUAACCAACAUCCUGGAGUUUGAAGGGUACUUGUUGUUCUACAGACAGACACUAGAGAAGUUGGUUUGUAGCGGUGUGCUGAGCCCGGGACAGACUGGUCUGGCUGUAGUAUCUGAAGCUAUCUCAGGCCUGUGGGAUAGCUUCUCUCCAGAGCGCCGGGCAGCCUACCAGACCUGUACCCCCCAGCAGAGCACCCUGGGCUGGGAAGGGCCGGCAGAGAGACCCCCUAAUCCUGGUCCUGACACCCACCUCCACCUCGCGCUCCAGCCCUCCACUCAGGCAAACAGCCAGGGAGGCUCUUCUCCUUCUACCUAUGAAGAGGACCUGCUUCAGGAUGCCUAUGAUGUGGUGAAGAAAGCGAUGGACUCCACUUCAGACGACAGUCCUGUCCUGGCCCCUCCUCAGUGUGGGGACUUUGAGAAGCUCCGGGAGAUCUAUAAGGACAUCAUGUGUUUCGUCAAGACUCAGAUGGUGGAGAAACCAGAACAUAACCAGGACCUGUGUCUGUCUGCUGUGAGGGACUAUGAGGAGAUCUUUCUCCAGUGUUCAGAGUCCUUCGACAGUGAGGACAUGUGAUCCACAGGAGGCUGCUGUCCGGAAUGACAUCAAACACCUGGAAACCGUGGAAACCAAUGUAUUUAACACCGUCCCACUGAUUCAGCUCCAGCCAAUACCAACGAGCCUGUUCUCCCCGAUUAAAACCCCAACUUCCUGUCAUGUCAACACCUAUUUGUUGUGUUUGUUCCUGGUGAAAUGAAAGACACAUUGUGUUACUUAUUAUUACUUGUUAAAUGAUCACUAUUUGUGAUUUGUUUUAUAAAUGUUCAGCUUUU
Salmo salar (Atlantic salmon) is the source of this 1495-nucleotide messenger RNA. The record is from RefSeq and is a predicted model, not a curated record. Lineage: Eukaryota; Metazoa; Chordata; Actinopteri; Salmoniformes; Salmonidae.